AUGGGGAAUUCAAGCGGGAAGCAGGUCUGCUUCGACGAUGAUGUAAACUUGAACCAUUUUCGCCUUCUUCGAGUGGUCGGAAAGGGCGCCUUCGGCAAGGUUCGCAUCGUGGAGAGAAAGGACACAGGGUUGACAUUUGCAUUGAAAUACAUACGCAAAGACGAAGUUGUGAGGUCGGAAAGUGUACGGAACAUACUCAGGGAGCGACGAAUGCUGGAGCACCUGAGCUAUCAAUUCAUAUGCAAUCUGCGGUACAGUUUUCAAGACAUUGAGUACAUGUACCUCGUAGUCGAUUUAAUGAACGGCGGCGAUCUACGAUUCCACAUUUCGAGAAAGACUUUCACAGAAGAGGCGAACGUUGCCUCCGAUUAUAGCCCAGGUCGUCAAUUAACAAGCAAAUCCGGUACUCUCGCAUAUCUUGCUCCCGAAGUAUAUACAGGCACUGGUUAUGGGCCAGGGGCGGACUGGUGGUCGCUGGGUGUUUUGUUUUACGAAUGUAUCUACAACAAGCGCCCAUUUGAUGGCAGCACUCAUUCUAGCCUCGCAGCCCAAAUCACCAAAGCCAACCCAAACUUUCCAAUUACGAAUCCCCCGGUAACGAUGCCAUGCCUUCACGCAAUCAGCUCAGCUCUCGAAGAAGACCCAAGCAAACGCAUGGGGUCAAUGAGCUUUGAGAGUUUUAGUGAUAAUCCAUUUUUUAGACCAAUAGAUUUUGAAGCACUGGAAAGAAAAGAAGUGGAACCCGUUUUCAUCCCAUCUGGAGAGAAGACCAAUUUCGAUGCGACAUACGACUUGGAGGAACUAUUGUUGGAGGAAGCACCUUUAGAAGCGAGGGCGCGACGGCAGAAACCUAGGGAACAACUUAGAGAGGACGCAACCGAUAAGGAAAUCCGGGAGGAUGAACUCUACAGACUGAUCGAAAACCAAUUCGCAGCAUUCGAUUAUACGCAAGCAGCAUUUGAGAAAUUUGCAGAAGGUAAAGACCCAACAAUAGGUGUCGCCACAAGCGAGAGUCCAAUCGAUUCUCCUCAAAAAUCUCCUCGAACCCGUAGAAGGGUGGCAAGUACCCAAAGCAGUGUUCAUAGCAGCAAAGGUAGUGCUUCACAUUCAGCGAGUACUCAGCCUGUUUCGAGGUUACGGAAUCAGAACUCAAAAUCGGGAACUCCCUCACCCUCAGGAUCACCACCAAUGGAUCCGCCUCCUCUACCCAACGGCCAUUCGCAAUCAAAACCUCCCACUGUUCGGACAGUCUCAACUACCUCGAAUCCAAAACCACCAAUAUCACCAUAUCAACCAUCAUAUAGCAGGCCUACGAGACCUGGAGGUUCGAGAAAGGAAUCAAUGGGAGGUGGCAUGCAAGUAGUCUUGGGCGAAACCGGAAGCUGGACCGAAUUAGCCAAGAAGGAUGCUACUCUUCCUGUAGAUGCUAAACUGAACGAUUCAGACAAUAGACCGAACGGUAUGUUGGGCUUCCUAAGCAGGAAGAGAGGCAGGGGACAUAGUCCUAAGCCGCAGGAGCGGGGCAUUUUGGGGAAGGAAGGUGCCAGAGUUGUCAUUAGUAGUGGGGCCUCGACGGCUAAAUAG
Molecule: messenger RNA, 1584 nt
Organism: Glarea lozoyensis ATCC 20868
Lineage: Eukaryota; Fungi; Ascomycota; Leotiomycetes; Helotiales; Helotiaceae
Product: Protein kinase-like (PK-like)
Exons: 7
Coding region: 1-1584 (527 amino acids)
Biological process (GO): peptidyl-serine phosphorylation; intracellular signal transduction
Molecular function (GO): protein serine/threonine kinase activity; ATP binding
Source: RefSeq, a predicted model, not a curated record